Molecule: messenger RNA, 1638 nt
Organism: Elgaria multicarinata webbii
Lineage: Eukaryota; Metazoa; Chordata; Lepidosauria; Squamata; Anguidae
Gene: MARCO
Product: macrophage receptor with collagenous structure
Exons: 18
Coding region: 52-1512 (486 amino acids)
Cellular component (GO): extracellular matrix; membrane
Source: RefSeq, a predicted model, not a curated record
CUUUGCCUACGUUUAUCCUGACAGAACUGUAGGAUACAAUAAACUUUGAUCAUGGAGACCUCAAGCUGUUACAGUGAUGAUGGAUUCUUCAAAAACACGUUAACUCAUUCAGAUAAAGUGAAGUUUACAACAACCGGAAUAACGGCAUUUGAAAUAAAUGAACCAAAAAGCAAGAAAAGGAGAUGCAAAUGCUGUAUUCAGGCUGUGCUUAUAACAUACCUGCUUAUGCUCACUGCAGGCCUAGGAGUGUUGACCUAUCAAGUCUUUUUCCUUCCACAGUCACAUAAGCUGAGCUCUGAUGUAGAUAACACCACAAACUUAACAAGGAUGGAAAAAAAUUGGAUCAGAAACUUAAAGGAAGAAAUCCACGUCAUCAAGCUGAGCAACCAAAAUUUACAAUGGAAAGUGGCCAACAUAACACAACAACUUGAAAGCAAUGAGAUCCAAGGAUUUUCAGGACCUCCAGGUCCCCAAGGAGAGAGAGGAAUUCCAGGAACAAAGGGAGACCAGGGCAAUAAAGGUGAUAAAGGUGAUAAGGGAGACGCCGGAUUAAGAGGAAGUAAAGGAGAGCCUGGGCCGAAGGGUAUCGGAUUUCCUGGACCAAAAGGAGAAAUCGGAGUUCCAGGAGUGAGAGGAUCUCCAGGUGCCCAAGGAGAGAAGGGUGAAACAGGAACUAUGGGACCAAUGGGAUCAAAAGGAGAAAAGGGACUGCCAGGCUUAAUUGGGCCUGCUGGUGAAAAGGGCUCAAAAGGGAAUCUUGGGCCAGAAGGGCCAAAAGGUGAACCAGGAAUACAAGGACAAACGGGAGUUAAUGGAAUUCAAGGUCUUCCAGGACCCCAAGGAAUCCAUGGUGAAAAGGGAGAGAUGGGCCCAAGAGGACCAGGUGGUAAUGCAGGAGAGAAAGGUGACCAGGGAGACCGAGGCUUCCAAGGCCCAGUGGGUCCUCAAGGUUCGUCUGGACCACCAGGAGAUACAGGUGCUGCUGGGGACCCGGGCCCAUCAGGAAGUCCUGGUCCAAAGGGUGAAAAGGGGGAGAAAGGAGCACCAAGUUAUCUUCAAGGUCCAGAAGGACAGAAAGGCGACCAAGGGGAAAAGGGUAGCAAAGGAGAUGCAGGCUUACGUGGAAGUAAAGGGACAAAAGGAGAUGUGGGAAGGCCAGGAUCUCCAGGGACACAAGGGUCAAAAGGCGAAAAGGGUGUUCAAGUUGGAUACAGUCCCAUCUUAAGACUUCAUGGAGGAUUUAACCGUGGCCGAGUUGAGAUUCUACAUGACAGACAAUGGGGUACCAUAUGUGAUGAUAAGUGGGACGCAAAUGAUGGAUUGGUCAUAUGUCGAAUGCUGGGAUUUACACGUGUACUUAAUACCUACACUGCAGCUGACGGUUCUGGAACAAUCUGGUUGGAUGACUUGGAGUGUUCCGGAAGUGAACAGUCCAUUGAUUCAUGCACUAAACCUGGCUGGGGCGUCCACAACUGUGCUCAUAGUGAAGAUGCUGGGGUAGAAUGUGGCUGAAGACACUUCUGCACUGAAAUCUGUACAACAAAACCUAAAUAUAUAAAGAAAGACUUAUGGCACUGCCAUUCAGUGUGUAUCUAUGAGCUGUUUUAGAUAAUGGAUUAUUUUGAAAUCCUACAGGAC